GCAAAACUAUGUCGACAAGUUUCCGACUUGCAACUCCACGGUAUGGCGCCUUCCAGGAUACAUGGUACCGAGAACGAAUAUCUUAGGUCGUCCUCUGGAGAUGAGUCUUCUAUCGGCGAUCAGGAAUUCACAAAUCCCGCACCGAAGCGCAGGCGCAUUUCACGCGACAGCGACAGCGAUGACGACGUCCUACAGACUGCCGUUCAGCCAACACGAAUAUCUCGAGUCAAUAAUCCAACAUCUAGAAUCGACCAACCCUCGUUACCGCCGAGUCGUUCGAUCCCUACUACUUCCUCUACCUUUCAAGGCUUAAAUGUGGCACCAUGGCUUGUUCAUUCUCUGGCUGCGAUGGCUAUCCAGCAUCCUACCGACAUUCAAAGAGCAUGCAUACCGGAAAUACUGAAAGGAAGAGACUGUAUAGGAGGAUCAAGGACCGGUACCGGAAAGACGAUCGCAUUCGCAGUUCCGAUAUUGCAAAAGUGGGCUGAAGAUCCGUUCGGCAUAUACGCUGUGGUCCUCACCCCGACUCGAGAACUCGCGCUACAAAUCUACGAACAACUCCAGGCCCUAGGAGCACCGCAGGGCCUCAAGACCGUGCUAGUCACCGGCGGCAGUGACAUGAGGCCUCAGGCGGUGGCUCUUGCCAAACGUCCUCACGUCGUUGUUGCGACACCUGGUCGAUUGGCCCAUCACAUCCUGACUUCCGGCAAAGAAACUGUCAUCGGACUCAAGCGCGCCAAAGCUGUUGUGCUUGAUGAAGCCGACAGACUCCUUGCUCCUGGAUCUGGGUCGAUGUUGCCGGAUCUCAACACCUGCCUGUCCGCCCUGCCACCAUCGACAUCUCGACUUACCCUCCUCUUCACGGCCACAGUUACCCCAGAAGUCCGUGCCUUGAAAGAAUUGCCGCGACCGAACGAUCGCCCUCCUGUCUUUGUCUCGGAAAUCACAGACCUCUCCGACUUCUCGGUGGCGUCAAGCCUGCUACCGUCCAGCCUCCAGCAGACUUACCUACAAAUCCCCAUGGCUCAGAAGGACGCGUUUCUACACGUUCUGCUCUCAGUACCUUCUUUCACAAGAGCACCAGAACCCAGUAUCAUCGUCUUCGUCAAUCGCACAACCAUCGCUGACGUCUUGCACCGCACAUUGCUACAACUCGACCACCCUGUUACCGCAUUGCACUCGGAGCUGCCGCAAAGUCAACGAAAUCGCAAUCUUUCGGAUUUUCGUGCCCAGAAAGCUCGCAUCCUCAUUGCGACGGACGUUGCAUCACGAGGUCUCGACAUCCCAGACGUCAAUUUUGUCAUCAAUUACGAUGUCCCUCGAAAUCCGACAGAUUACGUGCAUCGGGUCGGACGUACCGCGAGAGCGGGCAGAAAAGGCACUAGCAUUACCUUUGUCGGCCAGCGGGAUGUGGCUGUUGUCCUGGCGAUCGAAGAGUAUGUGGGAGGCAAAAUGAUCGAGUGGACAGAGGAAGAUGUCAACAUUGAGUCGAGAGUGAUCCGAGGCAGGACAUUGAAGGACGUCGCCGAGGCGAAAAUGGAGGCAUUGCGAGGCUUGGAGGCUGGCAAAGAUGUCAAUGGCUGGAGAAGGAAGAUCAAGAAGGACAGGAAACGUGUGUUGCAGGUCUGAUUUGUUUCUGCAGCUACAGGAUGUGAGCGAGAUGACUUGUCGAUUGCGGGAAUUCCCAUAUGGCUUGACUUCGUGAAUUGGAAUACCAUAAACUGGCAGAGACCGACUACGUACCAUGUUCCCGCCCUCGGAGAUAUGCA
This is a messenger RNA of Exophiala xenobiotica, 1769 nucleotides long. RefSeq lists its product as uncharacterized. Gene Ontology annotation, molecular function: RNA helicase activity; ATP binding; nucleic acid binding. The coding region runs from base 43 to 1629 and encodes 528 amino acids. NCBI's taxonomy places the organism in Eukaryota, Fungi, Ascomycota, Eurotiomycetes, Chaetothyriales, Herpotrichiellaceae. The transcript has a single exon. The record is from RefSeq and is a predicted model, not a curated record.